Molecule: messenger RNA, 687 nt
Organism: Bradysia coprophila
Lineage: Eukaryota; Metazoa; Arthropoda; Insecta; Diptera; Sciaridae
Source: RefSeq, a predicted model, not a curated record
UUAAGAAUUUUGAAGAAAUUGCCCCGCCAUACGGAUAUCGUUAAUAUGACUUCCCGUCACUCAUCUAAACGUAUUCGACGUUCAACUAACGAACCAACCGAACCAGCUAACGAUUCACCAGACAAUCACAAUAUAUCACUUAUCGACUCUGUUAAUGAAACGUCGCCAUCUAACAAUACCGCCAAUUCAACUAUCGAAUCCUUGAAAAAGGGUCUAACCAGAAAUCUUAAUCUAGCUACAACAGUAGCAAAAGAAAUCGAUGAAAUGGAAAAAAGACACCUCGAUGAGAUAAAUCGCAUGAAACAGGCGCAUCAGACAGAUUUGAACGAAUUGCGACGAAGACUAUGCGUCUGUGAAAAAUGUCACAUCAGUAAUGAUGUUAUUCGUCGAUGCAAAGGCUGCAUGCGAACGAGCAAAACGUAAUGGCUUUCACCAAACCUACCCUCGCAGACGCUUUAUUCGAAAUGACGCCACCACCCACUCCACAAUCAUCAAUCAUCACGUAAUUUGACAACGAUUGACACAUUUUGUAAUUGUUUUACUAAAUUGAAUUUGACUAACGUUAUGAUUUGAAGUAUAGUAAAUUGACGGCAAUUACUGCAUCGGAAGAUAAAAUUUAUAAUAUACCGAAUUCAUGCUGUAGAUAACAGAAACUUUUAAUUUUAUUGGCUAAUAAACGUUCCCAUU